This is a messenger RNA of Gastrolobium bilobum, 1590 nucleotides long. RefSeq names its product F-box protein At1g80960-like. The transcript is spliced from 4 exons. Bases 1 to 1590 code for a protein of 529 amino acids. The record is from RefSeq and is a predicted model, not a curated record. Gene Ontology annotation, molecular function: protein binding. NCBI's taxonomy places the organism in Eukaryota, Viridiplantae, Streptophyta, Magnoliopsida, Fabales, Fabaceae.
AUGAGUACAAAUGAAGGAGUAGAUCUCAUUAGCAAUCUUCCUGAUGAACUCCUAGCUGCUAUCAUAUCCCUCCUUCCAGGCUCCGAAGGUGUGAGAACCAGCAUACUUUCGCGACGCUGGAAAUCAAUAUGGAUGCACUCUUCCCACCUCAGCUUCGAUCAGAGACAAAUGUUACGGCCUUUUAUCGAUUUAUAUCUUCAAACUACGAGCCCAUACAAGCGUCUUAAAACAGCUUUGCGUCGUAAGGUAAUGCCUAGAGAGGAAGGAGAUGCAGAUGCAAUUGGCCAAGCAGCCAUGCUGAUCAAUUCAAUCUUGGAUACUCACUCUGGUCCCUUAACAAGUUGCAAGAUUCGACACAUGGAUGAGAGCUGUGCAAGUGGGGAAGCUGUGGGGUGGAUGAGGAAGCUAUUGGAGCAGAAAGGGGUGAGAGAGCUUUCCAUGGAACGCGAAUCCCCUCUUAAUGCAUUUCGUAUACAAAAUGGACAACGUAGACUGGAAGAACAUGGAAUGACUCUCGAUUUGCCUUUUGAUAUUUUUUCAGGUUUUGAGGUGCUUCAAUUGAAGAAUUAUUACCUUAAUACUUCACCCUCUGUUGAUGUUCCUCAAACUUUAAAAACCCUAACAUUUAUUAAAGUGAGUUUGCCGCCAGUGGAUUUGCAAGGGAUUCUCUCCAACUGUUCAUCCCUUGAAAAUCUAACUCUUGACUCUUGUGGUUUCAGAAAAGAGGUUAAGAUCAACUGUCCAAGUCUCAAAUUUUUUAAAAUUUGUAGAAUGACUGUGAAUGAGAUUGUGAUUUCUGCUGCUAACCUUGAUGUCAUAGAGUUCGAUACCAUUGUUUCUAACCCUCAAAGACUGGAUUUAAAGGCUCCAAAACUUAAGGUUCUCCGUUGUUACAAUGAUUUCAAAUUUGAAAGGCGUUAUUAUUCUGCAUCUGGGAAAAAGCUUUUGACCUCAAUGGAGCUUCUAGAAGCUUGCCGUGAUAUUCAAAGUCCUCAGAGUUCAAGCAUCGCCAAUGUAUUUGAGAAUCUGGUUACUCUCUCCAUUGAAUUAGAUUUGAACAAUGUCAGAAAUGUCAUAUCUCUCUCUUAUUAUCUUAGAUCUUGCCCUCAUUUGCAGAAUCUCGAAAUAAACAAUAAGGUUAGGAAUGAGUCAAUGGAUCACUACAGUAGUGUGUUUAAUGAUAAUGGAGAUGAUUGGCUGCUAUUCCAUAAGCAUUUCUUUUGGCAGAGAAGGGUGCAUUUUGAAUGUAUUAAUCACCAAUUGAAGACCAUUUGCAUAAGGGGUUAUACAGGUAAAAAACUUGAAGUUGAAUUUGUUAAGUGCAUAAUAACUACUGCUGAAAAGAUGGAGAGGAUCACAAUUUGCUUUGUUGAUGAUUGCUCAUGGGCACAAGCCACUGCUACUUUCUGUUUGUUGGCAUUUCCGAGGGCCUCUAGAAAAUUGUCAAUCAUUCUGAAACCUGGGAUUGAGUACAUUACAAAAGAUGUUGCUAAUUCUUAUAGAAUUGUGAAUUGGAAGCGUAGUGAUGAUCAUCCACAAGUGGAAGCAAUGAAGAGCAAACGAAAUAUUAAGGAGUAUUGUGACAAUUAG